This is a messenger RNA of Acanthopagrus latus (yellowfin seabream), 3093 nucleotides long. RefSeq lists its product as uncharacterized. The record is from RefSeq and is a predicted model, not a curated record. The transcript is spliced from 4 exons. Bases 1623 to 2693 code for a protein of 356 amino acids. Gene Ontology annotation, molecular function: protein dimerization activity. Lineage: Eukaryota; Metazoa; Chordata; Actinopteri; Spariformes; Sparidae.
AUUAAGUGUGAUGUAAUUGUUGAUGAUUUGUUGCUGCAAACAGGCCCGGCGUCAUGGGCAGGCAUUGGCGGGCAGUGCCCGCCCACAGAGUCGGCCGUGCCCGCCCUGGGCUGGAAGCUGUUUAUUUUUGGGUUUGUUUUUUUUUUUUUUUUUACAUCGGCGUGGCCAACUUUCUAUUAUUCCUAUCUCGGUUUGUCGAUCAUACAAUUCAAUCAAUCCAACCAACCAAUGAAGGCAACGGGCUGGCCAUUUACAGGUGGUGGGGGCGGGUCAUGAGUGGAUAUCCGUAGUUUUUUCAAAAAAAAUACGCGGGCAAUAAAUAAUGUCGGGAGCGAGCAGGAUGCAGCGGCAGCGCCAUUCACUUCUACUGGAAACAGAAGCACUGAAGUCAACAACAGUAACACUGGAGUAAACAUUCAUGCUAGGAGAGGUAGCUACAGCAGCUAGGGAGCACAAGGAGCAGCACCGAGCAGUGUAACUCACCUGCACGGAAGAAACGUGAGUGACGACGUCGACAACAACAACAACAACAACACAGAGGUUCACAGUAACGCGAGGAGCAACAGGCCAUUGCAGCCUACUGACCUUGGCACAGAAGAGCCCCAAAGACCACUCAUGCAGAGCUUUCCUUCACGCCAUUUCUCAGGGAAAAAAAGGUCAUUUUGCAGUUCCUGGUUUGGAAGCUUUCCCUGGCUGGAGUACUCAGUUCAAGCAGAUGCUGCAUUCUGCUACCCAUGCAGAAUGUUUCAGGGACCCAGACAUGAUCAAACCUUCAGUGUAAUUGGCUUCCACGACUGGAAGCAUGCAAUGGAAAACGAAAAAGGACUAAACAAGCAUGCUGCAUCCAAAGAGCACCUGACUUGUGAGGCCAUGUGGAGGGACAAGCAAAGACGCAUUCACACAAGUAAGGAAAUCUCAACACUAAUUAACACUGAUCAACUGCAGCGCAACAGAUAUUAUCUGUCUGCAAUUAUUGAUGUUGUGGAGUUCCUUGCUGUGAACCAACUGCCCUUUAGAGGUGACCAUGACAGAUACAGUGCUAUGAAUGAAAAUGGAUGUGGGCUAUUUUUGUCUCUAUUUGAGUUUGCACUAAGGAAAGAUGCUGAAUUAGCAAGGAUAGCAAAAACUAUUCCUGGCAAUGCAACAUACACAAGUCACGACAUUCAAAAUAACUUAAUAGAUGUGAUGAGUGCUUUAGUAAGAGAGCACAUUGUAAAAGAAGUUGGCGAAUCAUUCUACACGUUGAAAAUAGACGGAACCAGAGACCCAACAGGGACAGAGAAUAUAUCCAUAGUUCUCCGCUUUUUGAACAAACUGUGCGAACCAACAGAGCGCCUCCUAACAAUAGCCACUGCUGACCAGGGAGAUGCAGUUACAUUGACUGACACCAUCCUAGGAGAACUGACCACAGCUGGCCUGAGCCCUGAGAAAAUCAUCAGUCAGGUGUAUGAUGGGGCCUCGCUCAUGUCGGGCAAACAUGGGGGGGGGUACAGAAAUUGCUGCAGCAAAAACUGGACAGAGAGAUACCAUAUGUCCACUGCUAUAAUCAUCAGCUGCAUUUGGUGGUCAUCCAUGCCCUGGCAGUUGAAAAGGCCGUGACGGACUUCUUCAGUGUGUGUAACAUGCUGUACAAGUUCUGCAGAAAACCAACUGUUGCCAUUCUCUACAAAGGAGAGACACUCAAGCGUCUAUUGGACCAACGCUGGACUGGACAUUUUGCUACAGUCUCAGUCAUUCUGAAAUCAUUUGAUGACCUAUCCACACUGCUCAGAGAGAUUACCUGCAACCGGGCAUUUGGAGUAGAUCUGCGCAUUGAAGCAACAGGAUUGUUGCAGAGCAUGUCUGAACCCAGCUUUAAGUUCAUUGCUGAGAUGGUGCAUAAGAUCCUUGCAUAUCUUGAUCCCCCAAACAAGAUGUUGCAGUCCGAAGACAUGGAUCUGCUUACAGGCUUGCAGCUUGUCUGCAGUGCAUGCACCUGUCUUGAGAAUAUCCGCACUGAGACUGAAUUCCAGGCAAUCCUAGCGCAUUGUGACAGUGUCACAAAAAGGCCAUCAAAAAGAAAGCGGUCUCAAAACACUGCCUUUGCUGACUAUGUUGUUGAAGACAUCAGCACACAUGUAGAUACAAAUGAAGAAACAGAGCUACGCAGGAUUUUUUACAGCUGCAUUGACUCUGUGUGUGGGGAAAUGAAGGAUCGCUUUGGGAAAAAUAACUGUCAACUGAUGGAGGCACUCAAGGCCCUGGAUCCUGUCCAAGGCACAUUCUUGGAUGUGAGCAAGGUAAAACCUUUACUUGACCUCACCAAGACACCUGCUCUGGACUCUGAGUUUGAGGUGGCCUGCAACUUCCUCAGGGCACAGAUGGAAGAGUCUUCUCCACCGGAUGGGGAAAAGUGGACAAUGAAACAGAUCUUGAAACAGUUCCACAGACCCCUGGAAGCAAUGCCUACCGUCUUGACAGCGUUCAAACAUGGCCUGACAUUCGGAGCAAGCACUGCAUCCUGUGAAAAUUCAUUUUCCACUCUUAAGAACGUCUUCACAGAGCAUCGCCAGAGCAUGCUUCAUCAAAGGAAGGCCAACCUCAUCCACUUGGCAUUUGAGAAGGACUUGACCCGAAAAUUCCGGGAUGAGUGGAAGGACAUGGUCUUAAGAAGGUUUCACACAAUCCACAGACGCCGCCUGCCACUCUACUAACACACACACACACACACACACACACACACAAACUUACAGUAGGUUACUUGUAGGCAGAAGGGUUACAUUGCUUUGUGCUGCUCCUUGUGCUCCCUAGCUGCAGUAGCUACCUCUCCCAGCAUGAAUGUUUACUUCAGUGUUCAGGUUGACAUCAGUGCUUCUGUUUGCAGUGAAGCUGCUGUAUGGUGCUAUCUUGCUUUGUUGAAUAAAUGGACACAGCACCACACUAUUUUGUUUGUUUUUUUUUUUUGAUUUUCUGAUGAACUGUUCCUUUUUAGUAAGAGGAAAAUUAUUCUCCGCACUGUAGGAGUGGUCACAGAGCCAUAUUGUUCACCGUGAAGCAAAUGUUUGCCCCACUGAAAAAAUGUAAUGCCCCCCCUUAAAUGUUUUUCUGCAGCCG